AUGUGGAAACUUCCUACAUCCCGGAGGUUUUGGGCACUCAUCAUUGCCAUCUCGAUCCUCGUUAUAAUUUUCUGGCAGCAUAUCUUCUUACUGGCGAGGAUUUUGUUGGUCUAUCCACUCUGGUCAACAUACUCAUCAAGUCUCUCACUCAGUAUUGGCAAGGACGGCUUAGAUCCGACGUUUGAAAAAUAUCCAGUUGAACAAUGGAGUGUCAAAUGGCCUCCUCGAUCCGCUAACGGCAGUUGGCCUGCCCCGGAUUCCAGUCUGUUACGGCUCAGUGAUGGAAGCUUGGCAAGAUUACCCGAUGAAAGAUACGGCGGUGGUGUCAGUUAUUCUGAGCCUGAUGAACUCGACUUAGUACCCCCGAUUCUCCAUCACAUUCUUCUAGGCAUGGACCGCCGUCUGAUGCCCAAAACUUGGACGGCCAGUCGGAAUAGCUGUCUCGCACUUCAUCCCGAAUCAGCUAACUUCACCCACCAUUUCUGGGACGAUCAAUCAGCGGAAGAAUUCAUGCGGAAACAUUACUCAUUCUUUCUACGCGACUUUCUUGAUUACCGGCACACAAUCCAACGCGCAGACGCGCUAAGAUAUUUUGUUUUACACCACUACGGCGGGAUUUUCUUGGAUAUGGAUCUCGAGUGUCGACGCUCGCUCGGACCACUUCGACGGUUUCCGAUCGUCAACAUCAAUGCCUCCCCCGUCGGCGUCUCGAACGGAUUCAUGAUGGCCCAGGCGAAACACCCUUUCCUCGAACAACUGAUCAAGAGUCUCAAAUACUACGAUCACACCUGGUUCGGAGUCCCCUAUUUCGAUAUCAUGCUGUCCACUGGCCCCAUGUUUCUAUCAACCGAACAUCUCCAUUUUCCUGCCGAUCAUCGCUCAACUCAACUUCGGGUCCUUGCUGAACGGCAGCAUCGGCUAAACGGGAGGGUUGCCACCCCGCUCUUCCGACACUUGGGCGCAUCUUCAUGGCAUCAAGGCGAUGCCAAGUUGUUCCUUAAGAUUCGUGUAAUGGUCUAUCAACCGUUCUUCAGUUUGAUGCUGUUCUGUGGAUUUAUCGGUGGAAGUGUUGGUUGGAUGGUAUGGAAGAAACAAAUAGCCAAGCCGGGGGUUGAUCGAAGCUGGUCUCAUUCAUGUCAAAGUAGUGAAGUCCGACGAUUCUCCGCCGGUCGAUUGAUACUAUGGAGAUUUGGUCUUGGAAGCAGACGGGGACACCGGAGGACACCAGAAGAAUAUGAAAGAAUCGAGAUGGAUUUAGAGUCUCCUCUGAUUGGCGACCGGAGGCUGUCACCGAUCCUUGAGGUCGAAGAAGAGGUCGAAGCCAAAUUCGACCAUGAGCUCGAACACAAACAUUCGAUUCUGAAUUUCGGACGGAAACGGCCGGCAUACAAUACCCUCAAAUCGCCUACAACUCCGAGCGUGUUCAUGGAUGAAACCGAGAGCCUAUAUCAGAUUGGUAACGGAAGUAGUAGUGGGGGAAGCUGUCCCAGUACGAGCAGUGAUCCGGAGGAUGACGGGUCUUCCGCAGAGGCCGUCGUAGUUCUCAUCGAUCGGCAUCCAUCCAAAUGGAGAAAUUAA
Molecule: messenger RNA, 1578 nt
Organism: Puccinia triticina
Lineage: Eukaryota; Fungi; Basidiomycota; Pucciniomycetes; Pucciniales; Pucciniaceae
Exons: 2
Coding region: 1-1578 (525 amino acids)
Biological process (GO): mannosyl-inositol phosphorylceramide biosynthetic process
Molecular function (GO): mannosyltransferase activity
Source: RefSeq, a predicted model, not a curated record